UUGAAAUCUUCGACACAAACUCGUUUCGAGCAGCUACAACACGAGGCAGUGCAAGUGUGGAAAAAUAAACAAAAAACAUCAAAAAGUAACGCAGCAUAACUCGGUGUCCAGUGAAGUGUUAUAGUUAUUAUUAUCCAAAAUGGCUUAUACGUUGUUCAUUAUAGAAAUAAUAUCGGCGUUCGUCCUAGCAGCCACACUCUUGUAUCGAUAUGGGGACUGUUAUAGAAACCACAUAUUGGUCACUAUGUCUGUUCUUACAGCAUGGUACUUUUCCUUUGUUAUUAUGUUUAUAUUACCUUUGGACAUAUCUUCAACAGUGUACCGCCAGUGCCUCGACACAGCAAAUGCUGGGCUAACUACUGUAGCUCCACAGAUUAAUAUCACUAGCACAAUAGCCCCACCAGAUAAUCAUUGUCAGAAACCAUGGAGCUAUGUGCCAGAUGCUGUGUUUCCCAACCUGUGGAGGGUUGUGUAUUGGACAUCACAGUGUUUGACAUGGCUCAUUAUGCCAAUGAUGCAAUCAUACAGCAAAGCAGGGGAUUUCACUGUAAAAGGAAAGCUGAAGUCAGCCCUAGUUGACAAUGCCAUCUACUAUGGCUCAUACCUACUCAUCUGUGUUAUACUUCUCAUAUACAUAGCGUUGAAACCAGGAGUAUAUUUAGAUGGACCUAAGAUAAAAGCCAUAGCAUCAUCAGCGAGUAACACAUGGGGCUUAUUCCUAUUGAUCUUGCUUCUUGGUUAUGCUUUGGUUGAAGUACCAAGAAACUUGUGGAACAACUCAAAGAAGAAUUACACUUUGACAUACAGUUACUUCAAGGUAGCUAAAUUGAGUACUGACAAGUGUGAGGCUGAAGAAACAGUAGAUGAAAUAAUAGAGACAUUAAACUCAGUGACAGCAGCCGUGGGACCGGGUCACCCACUACAUAGGCAUGUGGAAACGAUAGUGCAAAAGCUGCCAAUACAGCUGCGAGACAAGCUGAAUUCACGGGCGCCGCCGGAAAGACCAACGGCCCCGUCUUUCAAAAGUCUUGUAAACUUGCACAAGAAAACGAUCAAAGCGUUGCACGUGCUGCAACGCACGGAGACGCAGUGGGGGUUGAUGCUGGAGCGAAUCUUCCACCUGGAAGACGUGGCGGCCAACGCGCGCUCGCCCGACCACCGCUUCCAGCACACCUUCCACACGCCGCGCCCCCGGCUGCAGCGGCUGCUCUACCCACCUAUCAUUGAAUGGUACUGGGAGUGCCUCCUUAAGCAGUACUUCCUGAAAGCCAUGGGCGUGGUAACUUGCGUGCUGUCGGUGGCGGUGGUGUGGUCGGAGCUCACGUUCUUCUGCAAGAAGCCCGUGCUGUCCAUCUUCGCGAAUAUCAACAACGCGGCUAAGGACAGCUACAACUAUGCCGUUAUCGUCUCGGUAUCAACGCUAGUGAUCGCAUACAUGUUCUACUGCGCGUACUCGACUGUUCUCAAGAUCCGCCUGCUCAACCUGUACUACCUGGCGCCGCAUCACCAAACCAACGAGUACAGCCUCAUAUUCUCCGGCAUGAUGGUGUGUCGCUUGACGCCGGCCAUGUGCCUCAACUUCCUCAGCCUCGUGCAUAUGGACUCGCACGUCAUCAAAGAAAGGGUCAGGGAGACCUUUUACACCCAGAUAAUGGGUCACAUGGAUGUCCUGGGUAUAAUCGCGGAAGGAUUCAACAUAUACUUCCCUAUGCUGGUGGUCAUACUGUGCCUGGCCACGUACCUGUCCCUGGGCAGUCGGCUGCUGUCGCUGUGCGGCUUCCAGCAGUUCGUGGGCGAUGACGAGCUCACUACCGACUUGGUAGACGAGGGCAGGGAAAUCAUGAAACGAGAAAAACGCAAACGGCAACGUGCUGAAGAAUCUAUGGCGCGGCGUCGGGACUACAGCGAGCGCUUCUCUAACUACAGGUCUGCCAGAGACGAGCAGGACGGAGCCCGCACCGGGCUCCUCAACGACGUCGACUCAGACUACUACGUCACGCCCAACUCCGACCAGUCGUACAAGCAACCUGACCCGACGUACGCCCGACCGGAGCUCAGCAUAGAGGACGAGCUCGACCAACGGUUCGGGGACAGCACCCUGCCUGCCGUGAGGACGGAGUUCGACGGCAGGCGACGGGAGAAGAUGACCAUGCCGCCGAGGGGCCUGUUCGACGAUGUAUAAACUCUUAUCCUUAAGGCGCAUGAGACGGGUCUGCCCGCGAAAUUCAAAUUUAAUUUGGUUUUUCGCAAUUUGUAAAUUAAUACGGCAAAGUAGGCUUAUGGCAUUCUAAUUCCGACAAUGGCAGUAUCA
Maniola jurtina (meadow brown) is the source of this 2311-nucleotide messenger RNA. RefSeq names its product LMBR1 domain-containing protein 2 homolog. NCBI's taxonomy places the organism in Eukaryota, Metazoa, Arthropoda, Insecta, Lepidoptera, Nymphalidae. The coding region runs from base 140 to 2182 and encodes 680 amino acids. Gene Ontology annotation, cellular component: membrane. The transcript is spliced from 10 exons. The record is from RefSeq and is a predicted model, not a curated record.